Chinchilla lanigera (long-tailed chinchilla) is the source of this 3473-nucleotide messenger RNA. It is a transcript of the gene Gng4, whose product is annotated as guanine nucleotide binding protein (G protein), gamma 4. Gene Ontology annotation, biological process: G protein-coupled receptor signaling pathway. The record is from RefSeq and is a predicted model, not a curated record. Lineage: Eukaryota; Metazoa; Chordata; Mammalia; Rodentia; Chinchillidae. Gene Ontology annotation, cellular component: heterotrimeric G-protein complex. Gene Ontology annotation, molecular function: G-protein beta-subunit binding.
UUCCCGGCCCCUCCCGGGCGCUGGGCGAGACCCUGCGCGCAGUGGGCGCGGCCAGCGAGGGGCGCAAGAGGCGAGAGUCAGGGGUCCGCCGACCCGCACCCCACGGGUUGGCGCAGACGUGGAGCCCUGCGCCUGACGACCUCGCUCUUGUGCGGGGCGGGCGAGUGCAGAGGGCGGGUUCUGCCGCCGCGCCCCCUCCCCAGCUGCGCGCAGUCGUCCCCGAGGGCCGAGGUCGCGUGCUGCUCGGCCCUGCAGCCCCCUGCGAGCGCCGCGCCGGGGACCCCGCCUGCGCCUGAGCUGCGGUGAGCCCUGAACCAGCCUGUCAUCUGCCAACUGACUGCUGCUUCCGCCAGCCUGCGUCCCUUACCUGGGCCUGUCGCUGUGGCACCUCUCAGCAGGGGCCAGAGAAUGAAAGAGGGCAUGUCCAAUAACAGUACCACUAGUAUCUCCCAGGCCCGGAAGGCUGUGGAGCAGCUGAAGAUGGAGGCCUGCAUGGACCGGGUGAAGGUGUCCCAGGCAGCGGCAGACCUCCUGGCAUACUGUGAAGCCCACGUGCGGGAGGACCCCCUCAUCAUCCCAGUGCCCGCAUCGGAGAACCCCUUCCGGGAGAAGAAGUUCUUCUGUACCAUCCUCUGAGGCCUUCAGUGAUGGACCAUCUCCUUUCCCGUAGAAACCCCCCGUAAAGACAGUGCAUGCUUUUAGGCUAGGGAGCCCCCGUGGCUGGGCUCAAUUCAUUUUUUCAUUCUGUUUGUCUUGUUACUGAAUUUUUUUUUCAUUUUUAUGUUAUUUUCAUUCAUAGCAAAGAAAAUACUCAUUUUUGUAGCCAAAUAACAAAUGUGCCAUGUAAAAAUAAGUAUGGGUUUAAGAGUUUACAGUUUUUAAACAUCAGUUCUCAAGUUUAAUUGUAUCAAGUGUCAGUGGAUAAUUUACUGAAAUGAAAAAUUGUGCUCAGAUAGCCUCAUUGACAGCAAUUCUGGGGCUAGAGAUAUAGCUCAGCGGCAUAAGCGCCUGCCUGGCAAGCACAAGGUCCUGAGUUCGAUUCCCAGUACAAAAAACAAAAGAAAACAAAAAAGACAGCAAUUCUGUGCCCAGUGACAGCUUAGGGACCAGCCAAAACGUGUAGAUAAGGUUCCAUCCAGCAGUCCUAGGAGGCCCCAUGUGUGACGUUUCUAUCACCCUAUGAAAAAUGACUAGUCUACAGGAUGGAAACAGUACAGGACCCUCUGGGGCGCCAGAAGCGUGGCCCCUACCCUCUAGGAACAGACUAAAGUAUCACAGCUCAAGGCAUGCUCCCCACUAGUCUGAGCCUUGAUGUGUUAACCUGUUUAACCCUCCAACAAUAAGUGCAUGGGUAUAGUCCUGUUUUAGAGAGGGGGAUACUGAGGCACAGGGCAAUGAUACAGUUUGCCCAAAGUUAUAUAGAGUAAGCAAGAAAGCAGGCAGUCUGACUCCAGAGCCUUUCCUGGACCUCUGAGCUGGGGUACCUUCCAGGUACCUGACUGCAGGUAGUUACACCUGCAAACAAUCUUAACUACACAUUGGGAAGCAAAUAUGUUUGUGACACUGGCCAAAGCUGUUCAACGGCGUGCUUCUCUACCUACCUUUGCCAGGAGGGAACUUGGUGAACCCAUUUACUAAGUCUCUAGAUGCCUCAAGGAAGGGCUAGGCCUAUGCAUUAGCUCUUACAUUUAGAUGUUUGCAUUCCUGCCUAGGCCGCUCUCCUGCCACCUUGAUGAAGUCAUAGGACAGAGGGCUCUGCGUCCAAGUUUGUUCUGUUCCAUCUGUUAGGAAACUGCCUCUCCCCCGGUUCUGCCAGAGGCUUGCUGUGUACUAUAGCACAAGCCAUUGUGUGCCUGAGCUGUUCCACCCUGCAAACUGGGGACAAUGGUAAUUGCUCCUUCCACCUUUCUGUCUGGAAGGAAGUUGAGGGAAGCUCUGAUUAUCAUUUAAACAAACACAUGAACUAAAUGCCAAGCUAUAAUGUAGGAAGGAAUGUAUGGCUUCAAAGAUAGUGCUUCACUUGGGUAAAGAAUAUAAACUUGCCAACAAAGAGACAAGUGUAAUUUUCAGAUCAGUUAAUGACUUGCUGGCCUGACGGACAGUUUUACAUAUUGCCAUGCCUAGCUGUUUUGCUGGAAGCAUCUGCAGUUUCAUGGGCGCUCACUGAUGCGACCCAAUUCAGUCAGGGUCUGCUGUAUGCUUGCACUGCAGCAGAACUGGGUACUGCAUAAGCUGAUACAACUUCCAAUCCUUCUGUGGUUUGGGUUGUGACCAGGAUCUCCUUAUUUUGGGUCUCCAUCAUUGUCACUAACCUGCUAAUACGAAGCACAGUCCAUGAAAGCACAUCAGUCUGUUGUAGAUUGUUCCACCUAAACUCAAGUUUCCACCUUAGGUCAAGUUCAUGGGCCUGGCCUGUGAGAUAUGUGUUCCCCUGAUCACUGAGGUUCAAUGAAGCGAACCUGCCUUGUGGGCUGCCUGCAUUGAACAGUUGUUAUUUUGUGUUUUCAUCUCGGUGUUCACCAUUUGCCCAUCCUGCCUCUAGGGGCGCUAUAACGCAUUUAUAUAAUGAUAUAAUGCAUUAAGUGCAGUGUGGUGCCUGCUUCCCACUGUGAAAGCUGAAGCACGAAGGUGUCCCUAUCUCUCAGACACCCACUUUCCAGCUUGAUUCUUUCUGUAGGCAAGUGGUCAGGAAUCCAGGCAGACUACUUGGACCUCCUGCUUGGUGCUGUGAGCCUAGAGCAGGUAACCCAGAAACAAAGGAUGCUAAAAACCAUUUCAUGGAAGCCCCAGUGGCCCAGGGUGGCACUGUGCAGCAGGGGAGGUGUCUAGAGAUGGUGGGCUACAGGAAGGGUGUGUCUGCUGGUAAGGGUGUCCAAGGAUGGGAUGGCAGAGCCCUUUGAAGACCAUUCUGGCCCCACUGAGCAAGCUGUCCCUCCUGUCUUCUGUAGCUCCCUUCUAGCUUUCUGUUAAUCCUUUGGCCUCCAAGCUCCACCAAGUAAAUUCUUUAUUCUUCCAUGAAAUUGCCUGAAUUAAACAUAGAUACCAUAUGACCUAAUGCUUCCACCCUAGGUGUGGACCCCACAGAAGUGUGCCCAUGUAUUCAUCAAAAGAAAUGUGCUAGAGUGUUCAUAGCCACACUGUUAUAAUAACCCUAACCUGGAAAGUACCCAAAUGCCCAUGAGGAUAGUCACAGGAGAAAUCCCAUGCAGCCAUGAUAAUGAAUAGUCUGCACAUCCCCAUAAUAGCGCACCCAGUGAGGUGAGGCAAGUAGGGACCCAGGUUACUCCUAAGGGGACAGUAACCCAAGGGAAAGCCUGGUGCAGUUUCCAGAAUGUUCCAUUCCUUGAUCUAGUUACCUGUCAUCUGAUGCAUUCAGAUUGUGACAAUUCUCUCAGCUGUAUACUUUCAGGUUGGGUGCUUGUCUAUAUGUUCUACUUCAAUAAAAAGCUGAGUUUGUGGCUACCAAUCCUGAA